Messenger RNA from Silurus meridionalis, 2697 nucleotides. RefSeq names its product glycosyltransferase 8 domain containing 2 (gene glt8d2). Gene Ontology annotation, molecular function: glycosyltransferase activity. Bases 453 to 1535 code for a protein of 360 amino acids. Gene Ontology annotation, cellular component: Golgi apparatus. The record is from RefSeq and is a predicted model, not a curated record. The transcript is spliced from 10 exons. NCBI's taxonomy places the organism in Eukaryota, Metazoa, Chordata, Actinopteri, Siluriformes, Siluridae.
AUAAUUCUAGACUGAGUUGAAGAAUAUAGACAGUGGUAUGUAUGUUGCAGUUCCCUAAAUCUCAAGAGUCCGAUCAUUUACUUUUAUUGUACGAAAUCAAAUGUUCAGCUGCACUUUAUCUCACCGAACAAGACAGCGCACAUCUGUACACGGAAAAUCACUAACAGCUGGAAUCGGUUGCGCCGCGCGCCUUACGAAAUUCUGCACAACUGGAUGCGCGAUUACAGAGCAGAAGUGUGCUGACACGUCUCCAGGGGGACUCGGAGGACUUAACGUCAGGGUCUGCUGAAAAUGGACGCUGGAUGUGUCUCUGGUGGAGUUUUACUAACAGUUCCUCUCACAUCACAUGCAGUUUAGGACAAUAAAUUACUACAUGCUCACUGAAUUAGAAUUGGUCAGGGGUCUUUUUUUAUGUUUUUUUUGUUCUCUGUGCAGAUGUGUAAGAAAAGAAUAUGGCAAUGCUGAAGAAAGUUAACCGAAUGCUCUCCAUCUUAAUCAUUCUGAUGGUCCUGGUUCUGCUGUACAGCAAAUUGUACAGCAAAGCACAUCAGCCAGAAAAACACUCGGAGCUCACUGACAGCAGGGUACCAAACCAAACUGUGGCCAGUGCACUUGAGACGGAUUCGGAUAUUCCCGUGUUGAUCUGUGCGGCAGAGGAUCGACUCGGAGCCGCAAUGGCAACAAUCAACAGCGUGUAUAGCAACACGCGGGCCAGCGUGCUUUUCUACAUUGUGACCCUGAGAGAUGCUAUCAAGCUGACAAGGCAGUACAUCAAAAGAACCAAACUGAAGCACAUCAAAUAUAAGAUUCUGGAGUUUAAUCCCAUGGUGCUGAGAGGCAAAGUGAAACCAGAUUCCUCCAGACCAGAUCUCCUUCAUCCUCUGAACUUUGUAAGGUUCUACUUACCCCUGCUUGCUAUCAGCAAUCAUAAGAGGAUCAUUUACCUGGAUGAUGACAUCAUUGUUCAAGGAGAUAUCCAGGAGCUGUACAGAAUAAAGCUGCAGCCUGGACAUGCAGCGGCAUUUGCGUCAGACUGCGACCUGCCUGAUACACACGAGAUGGUGCGCAGUGUCGGCCUGCAAACAUUCUACAUGGGUUUUCUGGACUAUCGAAAGCAGGCAGUCCAGAAGUUGGGCAUUAACCCUAACGACUGCUCCUUUAACCCUGGCGUGUUUGUAGCUGAUAUUGACGAGUGGAAGAAGCAGAAGAUCACCAUGCAGCUGGAGAAAUGGAUGAGCGAAAACUUUAAGGAAAACCUGUACAGCAGUGCCAUGGCAGGUGGCGUCGCCACUCCUCCUAUACUCAUAGUGUUCCACAACAAAUAUACAACAAUCGACCCUAAGUGGCACGUCAGACACCUGGGUUGGAGUCCUGAUACUCAUUAUCCCCAUUCUGUACUCCAAGAGGCGAAACUGCUUCACUGGAACGGUCGCUAUAAACCCUGGGACUACCCCUGUGUUCACGCUGACUUCUGGGAGAAAUGGUUUAUUCCUGACCCAUCUGGAAAAUUUGUAUUGGUGCGGCCUGAAACGUGAAAAACCAAAAACAAACAAAAAAAAAGACACUUCUACUAUUUAAACUAAACUCAGUCCAAGUUAAGGAACUUCUGCUGCACAGAAUGUUUGAGUUCAUCAUAUGUGAGAUUCAGAAAUCCCUCUAGACCUAGAGUCAUAUUUUGUAGGACAGCUUUAAAACGUGUCAUGCAGCAAAUUUGAGUAGGUCCUUCAUUUUCUGGCCUAGAAAUAAGCCUCAGCCAGAAUACAGCUGCUGAACACCACCUCGGUUUCUUAAAUGCCAUCUUGUGAUGGUGUGUUUGACUAGAGCACAUAACUAAAAAUUUUAGACAAAGAAUUCCAAAUUAGAAAGUCAGGAAGGUACAAUACACACAAGCUCCAUCAGCAUGACCACUCACUUUGAAUGUUGAAAUGUUCAUUGUCAAAGUCUAUAACUGUACUGUUUGCAGUUUUGCAAGUAAAUGAAUCAUAAACUGAUCACUUCAAUUAUCUGUCUGUUAAUGGAAGCAUGCAUUCAUUUCUGUGGUGUAUAAUUUGUGACUUGAAUACUUAAAGUGCAAAAUAUUCUGAGUAAAUAAAUCACUAGUUUUAAUUGAGUAAUUUUGAUGUAGUUCACUUCACAGGCAGUAGAGGGUGCUAAACAUAACUGCCUCAAACGUAUUUAUGCAUGUGUCAGACCAGUCACAUGAAUCAUCUGCUCCAGCACUAACUAGAACUCCCAAGUUCAUACUGAGAUCAUGGGAACUCCUCAUCGUUAGUCAGGAAACACCUGUUGUUCAUUCAAGAGCAUCUCUACUAACACCACACGUCUUUAGAACCUUUUACAACUCCAUUACUACAGUAUUAGGCCAAGGUUGCUCUAAUAAAACCUAGCAUAAAAAGUCCAUGUCUGAGACCUGCACCCCAAAGCCCCCUGAGCAUUAAAAUUGAGAAAAAAUGUUUUUGAAAACAUUUAAUGGUUCACAUGACAGGAAUUCAACACUCCAUAACCGGGUCAGUUAAAUAUUAACAAAUUUACAGUCAUGAGGAAUGUAAAAAAAAAAAAAAUCCAAACACAAAGCAGCUCCUUAAAAAACCCAUUACCCAACCCCACAAAGCUCUGACAGACAAAGCAUCCACUCAGGAUCCGGUCUCCACCCUGUCUGCCAUUAGACCCUCCCCCUCGUCUGAUCCUUCACCCUGU